UAAAUCUUGCUGGCGUCAUCGCGUUGAUAAUAAUAGAAAAAUAAGACGUUAUCAACUGUCUCGGUGGGUUAUAAAUCUCCAAUGAAUUGUGUCAGAAGCUAAAACUUGGCUGGAAGAAGACGAGAUGGCAAUGAAACAACUGAUCCAUGUUGUAUCCUUCUACUUUAUAAUUAUUGUAACGUUGUUGACUAUUCAAGCCUUUGCUCCUUCAUCAGGAUGUCCACCUAAAGAAAACAUUUUCCCACAAUGUACAUGUACGAGUGGAAUUGUCAUAUCGUGCAAAGUUGGAAAAAUUGAUGAAAUUCCACUUUGGGCUUUCCGAGGAUAUACCAUAAGUCGUCUGGAACUAACAACAUAUCAAGAAAAUGAUAAAUUUUUCCCUCACUCCUUUAUGGGGCUAACUAUAAAGUUUAUUGAGCUGAAGUCAUUUCAGUUGAAAACUUUAAGUUUGAUGGAAGACUUCCAGGGCUUAGAGAAAUCACUAACUGGAUUGUCAGUCGUAACAUCAAAGGUUGAUAACAUAACUGCUUCAGAGCUUAAACAAAUAAGCCAAGAGUUUUCUCUACUUGUAACUCUAAACAUGGAAGGGAGUAAGUGUCUGGUGAAUACUGCAAUCCAAUAUAUAGGAAUACCUAACCUUAAGAAUUUUAUUUGCACUGGAAGAUCAGGCAAUGAAAACUUUAAAACUGUUCCUAGUCAUUUAUUGGCAGAUUUUACAAAACUUGAGAAGGUUGAGUUAAGUGGAAUUGGAUUUCAAAGUAUUGAGAACAAUGUAUUCCCAUCGGAUGCAAGAUAUCUGAGGAUAAUCAAUUUAAGGGAUAACAACUUGCAGGAACUCGACAUACAUUUAUUCCAAAGAUUACCUGUACUUAAAGAAGUCUAUUUACAAGGAAACAAGCUAACUAGUAUAGAUAAAAGUGUCUUUCAACCAGUGUGGAAUCAACUGACUCACCUUUACCUAAACUGUAACAGUGUUGUUUGUGAUUGCCAAGUCGCUUGGAUUCUCUUCAGCCCAAAGAAACCUGCAAAUUUCAUACCUCCAACAUGUCACGGUCAAUCUAAAAUUCCGAAUACCGCAAAAUUUGCUGGACUAAUACUAACUGACAUUGAUUUAGAAGAUUUAUGUCCAAAUUGGGGUCAAUAUUUCUAGAAAGACCAUCGAUGCUACCAGAGAAUUAUGUUACAAUAAUUUGCCAGGAAAGUAACAUUUUAUGUAAUACGUUUCUGGAUAAAUAAUAAAACAAAUUUUGUAGCACUUA
Limulus polyphemus (Atlantic horseshoe crab) is the source of this 1259-nucleotide messenger RNA. RefSeq names its product leucine-rich repeats and immunoglobulin-like domains protein sma-10. The record is from RefSeq and is a predicted model, not a curated record. Gene Ontology annotation, molecular function: protein binding. Bases 125 to 1150 code for a protein of 341 amino acids. NCBI's taxonomy places the organism in Eukaryota, Metazoa, Arthropoda, Merostomata, Xiphosura, Limulidae. The transcript is spliced from 4 exons.